Messenger RNA from Engraulis encrasicolus (European anchovy), 2503 nucleotides. RefSeq names its product RAP1, GTP-GDP dissociation stimulator 1 (gene rap1gds1). The coding region runs from base 603 to 2453 and encodes 616 amino acids. The transcript is spliced from 15 exons. The record is from RefSeq and is a predicted model, not a curated record. Gene Ontology annotation, biological process: positive regulation of GTPase activity. Gene Ontology annotation, molecular function: protein binding; guanyl-nucleotide exchange factor activity. Gene Ontology annotation, cellular component: cytosol. Lineage: Eukaryota; Metazoa; Chordata; Actinopteri; Clupeiformes; Engraulidae.
GUGAGCGGAGUGUGUGUUCUGGCAGUAGCGUUGAUGUCAUCUCACAGCGGCUACCCACUACAGUCGCAUCCGCUAACCCGAAGGUUACGUUUACAUAACAACAUAACGUAACGUAACCGCGCGCACACCAGAACCCUGCACCGCAGACCUGUGCUGGGCUCCUAGAACGAGAGCGCGUUCUCUCCUGGGCUGUUCGGUUCGGGCUGUUCCGUGGCUAGCAGCUCCCGGGGCUAACGGGGAGUGGUAACCAGGGAGGGCCUCGCGACGCGCCCGGAUAUCUGUCUGGCAGACACACACACGCACACGCGCACAUACACACACACAUACACAUACAGACACACUAGGCCUAUAAACACACACGCACACACAAACACACACACACGCACGCCUGUCUUUUCUUGCAUGCUAGCAGGUGAAGCGGUGUCUGCGAGAGGGGCUACACUCACACACACACACACACACACACACUCCAUCUCUCACUCACACACUCACACACACACACACACACACUCACACACAGACACUCGGCCACCAGCUAGCCAGCCUGGCCACAUCCUCUUCGAUCCGGCGGGCCAGACUGCAACUCCAGCAGCACAGCCAUCAUGGAUAACCUGAGUGAGGCUCUUCGCCAGUUGAAGGUGUCGUCAGCUGGAGGGUCGACUGAGGAUCUGCAGAGCAGUCUGGACACACUACUGAAGGCCCUCGCAGACAACAAUGCGGAUGUGAGUGGGCGUGUCCAUGAGACUGGCCUCCUCCCCCAGCUGGCCUCCUUAUUGGCUGCUGGCCCCUCUGGCUCCUCCCCCUGCACCCCCAAAGUAGCCAACCUCAUCGCAGAGAUCGCCAAGAACGAGUGCAUGCGGGGUGUGUGUGUGGAGGCGGGCCUUAUCCCUCCUCUUGUGCAGCUAUUGGCUAGUGAGGACCAGGAAGUCCUGCUGCAGACCGGCCGCGCCCUGGGAAACAUCUGCUACGACAGCCAGGAGGGCCGCAUGGCCGUGGAGGCUGCGGGCGGUGCGGCGGCCGUGUGUGUGUUGCUGGAGUCGCUGGUCUCUCACACACACACACACAUACACGCCCCCAGCGGAGCGCUCCUCACCGUGCUGAGCGGGGCGCUGGUCAACUACACCAAUGGGGACGACGAUUCUCUACAGGGCCAGUUGAUAUCUAUGGGGGUGAUUCCCACUCUGGUCAAGUUGCUGGGUCAGCACUCAGACAACACACCGCUCACAGAGAUGUGUCUCAUCGCCUUCGGGAACCUGGCAGAGCUGGAGUCGAGUAAGGAGGCGUUUGCUGCUACCGGCGUGGCUCGGGAGCUGGUUCAGCUGUUUAAGAAGCAAACGGAGCACGAGAAGAAAGAGAUGAUCUUUGAAGUACUCGCACCCCUCGCAGAGAACGAUGUGAUUAAGCUUCAGCUGGUGGAGGCGGGGCUAGUGGAGUGUUUGCUGGACGUGGUGUCAAUCACGCUGGGCAGCCAACGGGAAGAGGACGUAGCCCAGCUGAAGACCGCCUCCGACCUCAUGGUGCUACUGCUGCUGGGAGAUGAGUCAAUGCAGAAGCUGUUUGAGGGCGGGAAGGGUGGUGUCUUCAAACAGGUCCUCUCCUGGGUUCCCUCUGACAACCACCAGCUACAGCUAGCCGGGGCGCUAGCCAUCGCUAACUUCGCACGCAACGAUGGUAACUGUAUCCACAUGGUGGAGUGUGGCAUUGUGGGUAAUCUGCUGCAGCUGCUGGAUCGCCACGUGGAGGAGGGAAACGUCACCGUGCAGCACGCCGCACUGAGCGCACUCAGAAACCUGGCCAUCCCCGUGGUCAACAAGUCCAAGAUGCUGGCGGGAGGCGUGGCCGAGGUGGUGUUGAAGUUCCUCCAGUCGGAGAUGCCGCCAGUGCAGUUUAAACUGCUGGGAACCCUGAGGAUGCUCAUAGACACACAAGCGGAGGCGGCUGAUAAGCUGGGUACCAACAGCAAGCUGGUGGAGCGUCUGGUGGAGUGGUGUGAAGCUAAGGACCACGCGGGAGUCAUGGGAGAGGCCAACCGCUUACUAUCCGCUCUCAUACGACACAGCAAGACUAAGGACGUGGUGAGGACGGUGGUUCAGAGUGGCGGGGUGAAGCACCUGGUUACCAUGGCUACCAGUGAACACAUGAUCAUGCAGAAUGAGGCGCUAGUGGCCCUCGGAAUCAUCGCAGCCCUCGACCUGGCGCUGGCUGAAAAGGACUUUGUAGGCGCCGGUCUCGUCCAGAUUCUGCACAAGCUCCUGACGGACGAUCGCAGCGCUCCGGAGAUCAAAUACAACUCCAUGAUCCUCAUAUGCUCUCUACUGAGCUCAGAGCCUCUUCAUAAGGAGGUCACCUCCUUGGCGUUUGUUGACGUCGUCUCCAAACUGCGUUCCCAUGACAACAAGACCGUGUCUCAUCAGGCCUCUCUGACCGAGCAGCGCCUCACCGCACAGAGCUAGACACACACACACGCACACGCACACACACACACACACACAUACACACACAC